GUUGGUAGCCCGCGAGCGCGGCUCCCAACGAGGAAGAAAACGAAGCGACCGAUCGCGUUCUGGCUGGAUAAAGAACGACCAAGAUGCCACGCUCCUUUCUUGUCAAGAAGGUCAAGUACCCGGUGUCCAACCACCAUGCCAGCGGGCCCCGCUGGUACCGACAGCCGUCCAGCCCAACGGAGGCGGCGCCGGUGCCGAGCCCGCAGCCCAGCUCGCCCAGCCGCGGCGGCGCCGUCGCCCUGCCGGCCUACGACUACUCGAGCCCGGCGUACGAAAGCGGAAGUACCGGCCUGGCACCCGUGACGGUGCUACCUGGGGGCACCCCGAGCCCUGCUGACGCCGAGGUCAAGGAGUACCACGAGUUGUCACCGGCCUUCCACUUCGACGCCAACGAGGACGUGGCGAGCAAUGUGGACGUGGUGUCCGAGCCGAGCCCCCCGCAGAGCCAGAGCGAAAAUAAGCCUCCCCUGGCCGAUGGUCGCAGCCGGCGCAAGGGCCGCGACAGCUCGCCCCGCGCCAAGCGCAGUCCAGAGCGGCCGCGCUACACGUGCGGCGAGUGCGGCAAACACUACGCGACCUCGUCGAACCUGUCGCGCCACAAGCAGACGCACCGCAGCCCGGACUCGCAGCUGGCCAAGAAGUGCCCGACGUGCGCCAAGGUGUACGUGUCCAUGCCGGCGCUGGCCAUGCACGUGCUGACGCACAACCUGAGCCACAAGUGCCCCGUGUGCGGCAAGGCGUUCUCGCGGCCCUGGCUCCUGCAGGGCCACAUGCGCUCGCACACCGGCGAGAAGCCGUUCGGCUGCGCCCACUGCGGAAAGGCGUUCGCCGACCGCUCCAACCUGCGCGCACACAUGCAGACGCACUCGGGCCUCAAGCACUUCCGCUGCGCGCGCUGCCACAAGUCGUUCGCGCUCAAGUCCUACCUCAACAAGCACCUCGAGUCGGCCUGCUUCAAAGAGGACGGCUGCGUCUCCUGGUCCGUGGACGACUCGCUGGACGCCCUGCAGCCGCUGUAAGCUGCGGCCUUCCCAUCGGAAGAGACCCGGCCGCGCUGAGUGGGCCCAUGAGGGACAUCGCGAUUCUUGUGUACUUGCAGGUUAAACAGCGCCCUCCCAAUCAACGAAUCUGCUCGAUGGGGUGCAGUCCUCGUCACUGUUGUUAAUUCUCUUGUCUGAUACUCGGCCGCAGCUCACGCAAAGCACGAAAACGCUAGGCACGCUGGUGCCAAGGUUUGCAAUGUGGGUUUCGACCCAAACCACAGUCUAGGUAUACGGGCGGACCAUUGCCGCAAAAACGCUUGAAGUGUGGCCUCCAAAGGAUAGUCAUUCCAGUACAUUGUACAACAAGGCAAACAUUUCAUCAUUCAUAACAAAACAUAUAAAAGUCAAAGUACCACCGCUGGGUUCUUCAUCCCAUUCCUCUGUUGUUGGGCGGUAGCCACGAAACAAGAAAUGAUUGUAUGUGUUACAGUUUGAAAGGUCUCAAGUUCUUGUUUUGCUUGUUGUUACGAGUCUAUAGUAACAGCAACCUUCGAUUUAUAUUUGUCUGCCUGCACUAGCGUUCACGUAGUUAUCCGGGACCCUCUGAUCAAAUCGCAAGUGCCACGGCUGGGAGUAGUGCAGAAGGUAAAGAGGGCGCGUAGUUUCGCCCAUUACGAGACGGCAUACACUUAUCACUGCGGCGUAGCGGCGCAAACAACAACAUCCGCAGUUUGCAUUGCAUCGAUCGCCACGGUGAUGCUGUUUGUUUUAAUGCACAUUCCAUCAAAAGUGGCACCGCCGGGCACUUAUUCACGCGUUGUGCUGUCGUCGAUGCCCUCCAUAGUAACCGGCACCAAGCGACGCCUGUGCCGGAAAAAGAAAAGAACGGAGAAAUCGGCUAUAGCAAGUUGCACGACGCAGCCAAAUGAAGCAAUAACCUCGACCACCGUAAGCGUCUAUGCAAUGGUAAUUACACCUUUCUUUUAUUUUGCCAGGAUAAAUGUAACCCACAUGCUCGCAUUUGAAAGAACGCUCAUUUUGAAAAUCGCUCCAGCAAUAACCGUGGGCGCGCAUGCUUCCCGGAGCACCCGGACCAAAAGCAAUACGAAUAAUCUCGGCGAACUACGGCGCCUGAAUCCGAGGGAAAAUGAAUUGAUGCGUCUAGUCAGAAUCCGCUAAGGAUCGCGAGCCUGGCAGGGAACCUGUCGCGUCGAAGCAAGAAUCGAUAAAGGCUUGCGCGCGCUUGUGCGAAAACUGCGAUAGCUCUAGAAGAAUGGUGCACAUAGAAGUGAUAUUUAUUGAGCUCAUUGUAUUUAUUUAGCCAAAUAGGUGUUUGUUUAUAUACACGCUGACUUAAUAUUGCACGUUUCACUGUAUAUACUCAUUUAUUUGCAACAAUGACAUAGAUCUGUGCUAGUCAGAUUUAGCGCAAGUACGAAGACUACUCACUAGACACGUAGAGUAUAUUAUUGCAAGGUCUCAAAGUAUAUUUAGACCACGAAAACGUACGCGUGAUAAAAGGCCGGCGUCGUACGUGAGGGACGUGCUUCUCAAGACAAUGACAGAAUAGCCUGGCGGACUGCUCGUGGCCGAAGCAACUGGCAUCGGACACACACGCGCGCGCACGCACGCACAAACACACACACAGACACACACGACUACAAGAAAGCUCCCGUCAGCUACGAGUCUCGUGAGCGUGGAGAAAAGCUUCCAUGGGCAUGUAUCACGACUGCUUCUUGCGUGCGUGCGUCCGUUUCACUUGCAGCUGAACAUUUCUUUCCCUCCUCCUAAUUCUAUGACCAUCGACUUAGCAGUUUUGUGAUAGUCCAUGUUGCUAGAUGCCAGUCAAACUUUCACUCGAGGUUCUUUUCCUCAUCAUCGAUCACGUACGUUUUCAAUACGUGAGCGUCAUACAUUAGACUUUCGGCUUCUUAGCAGUUAAGUACGUUACUGUUAUGACUACAAAGUGCGCAGGUGAGUAAACGGCUUUGUACAAGCUGGACCUAGGAGCAUUCGUGUUCACCCGUCGGGUUGGAAAAGAACGUCUUAGCAAUUAUGUUCACAGAUAGCGACAACCGUGUCUGUACUGAUUAGCUUAUUCAUCGAUAUACAAAACGCUAAUCUGACCGUUAUGCAUCGGUAGCUUAUAAAUUAAAACCGCACCCACACGUCCAUAAAUUCUAAAUGCGUAACGGCUUAUCGGCUAACAAGAAAAGGUGAUGUGGUAAAAGUUCCAGACAAUUGAUGUGUUCUUGUCACAAGCAUUUCUGAGAACGAGAUCAUUAUUGAAAGUAAAACAAUUGCGGGAGAAUACCAGGCACUCCAACGAGUCCAACCUUAGACAUUCGCAGCCACGAGCUGCACAGAAACAGUAACUUCCCAAAUAUGCUGAGGAGUACAGAUACUUCGAGACGUAAUAAUAAUCAUUUUGCGUGUUCUCGGCUGAGAACGCAUAGAUCGGCGAAGUGCAUGUCCGCACCAAUAUGUGUGACUCCUUUUAAAGAGGCAGUUGCUUAUGAAUGCAAGCGUGAACAAUCCAUUGAGAAUUACAGGAUGUCGCGUUCGCGCCAAUCCUAUAAGCAAUAACUCCUUUCGUGUAUAGGAAAUGACAAUCUUCCCUGUUGUGGUGAUACGUCAUGACGUGCGAAGAAAUAAUCCUUAAAGCAAUAUUUACAGCAGGAAAAAUGAAAUACUCUAUGGUGCUCUAUUCGCGUGGGGAAAAAAAAGAUGAAUAGGUGCAACCAAUUUGGCCAGCACAAUCAAGCUAAAAGCUCGUUUCGCCGCCGUAUUUCAGGCACCUCGUGCAUUAUUUAGCAAGGACAAAUCAGCUGGCAGAGCUAGCAGAUAGUGGCGAAAGAACGCAUGGCACUACGACUCCCCACUGAAUUUUCCCAAACUUCGUCCAAUUUUGUUUCCGUGCGGGAUACGCUAACGUUGAAAGUGCCAAACGAAGACUCGGCGUGAAUAUGUUUAUCAUUGCACCAGCUCUCCGAGGUUCCAGCUGGAUACUUAAUCGUUGAACAUAGUUGCGUUCAGCACCAAGAUAAUUCUUGACUUAGGUCUGCGCCCUGAUGUUGCAAUCUUUUAAGAAGAACCGUGUCAAUAUGAAUGACUACAAAUGUGUCUCACUCUUUAUGCCUUGUGUUGAAACCGUGCUCUAUGGUUAACCUGCCCUGUCUUCUGAACGUCAAUGAUCUAGGUGUCCCAUUGUCACUGUCAUUCUACUUAUCAUAAGCCCCUUUGUAACUUAAUAUCCGUGCUUUUUUAUUAUUCUAGUUGCUAAAAAUGACCCCCUUUCUAGCGGGAUCGAGGUCUUUCAAUAUAUGGGGUGAACAUUUGUAAGCUUCCGGGAAUUUAAAAAAAUCGCCUGAUGCAGAUAACAUAUAUCUAGUCAUCUACCUGGAUUAUUCGGAGAGGUGGACAUCACUUUCGCGAAAAAGCGAAACCCAUAUUCAUAUAAUUAACAAAAAUUCCCUAAAUAACUUUUUCAGUAAUAGCUUUACGGCACAUAUUGUAAUUUACGAAUUGUAGCAGAUGAGUUUGCGCGGCAUAUCUGCUCGUAAUAAAUUUCCGGAAUGACACCAAUUUGGAGACAUGCGCCAUCAAACUCUCCGUAAAGAUGCACUAUUGCUCCACUUACUUUUUUUAACACAACGUUCUGUUAUGCAUUGAAGCACAAAAGAAACUGGAAUGCCGAUGUAUUUCGCCCCGCACUUUGGGAAAUAUUAUCUCGAAAGUGGUGUCAUCCUGGAAAUUAAUUUCAAAUGAAGACGUCUUGCAAACUCACUGGCUAAAAUACGGAGAUUGCAAUAAGUGCCAUCAGGUAAUUUAUUUAAAAGUUAAUUAGCCAAUUUUUAAUUAGAUGAAUAUGUGUUUCGAUUUCUCGUGCUAGUAAUGUCCGCCGCUUUGAAUAUACCAGCUCAAUAACAACAAUUAUGAUAUCUGCCACUGGCGAUUCUUGAAAAUUCCAUAAAACUUACAAAUGUUCAUCGCGUAUUGUGUGCGGUAUCUCUCUUGGUGGCGCCUAUUUGUUUCCCUGUCGCAGAUACUCAUCUAAUAAAUUUGUAUUUGGAUUCGAAUAUUUGUAACCCUACUGUAGUAGGUCCAAAACAGUACUAGCCAAUCAAAAGAUACGUUGAUACCAGCAAAGGUUCGUUUUAACACUAAAUGACAAUACAUUGCGCAUCUUGGGGACAGUCAUACCCGCAAAGAAAGGUGGCACGCCUAUGACGCAGAACUAAACGCUAUUAAAAAGUCAAUUUUUGAAGCAGUAUCUGGACGUUACUACUGUGUUCUUCAAUCAAUGACAUCAGUCAGGUUUGAAAAAAUAAGCAAUCUGCGCAUGUUAGAUUUAUCUUGCCAGCAGCAAGUUCAUUGCAUAUACUACGCGACUCUCCUUUAGGACCUUAUACAACGAAAACGAUUUGCUAUGCAUUGUAACUGUUUAAUUAUUGGAAACUGAUGCUUGAACGUGUUCGCACAUGCUGAUGUUAUUACAUUUUAUUGUGUAGAGUAAUGAAUGAUGGCAGCGCCUAAAAAAAAAAGGAGGUUUUGUACAUUAUCACUUGUAAUAGGCCUGGAUCUGGAACAAUAACGGGUGGAAACAAAGAUACCUCGUUAGCAAGACGCCACAAGUAAUUAAAAGAAACAUUAUCAUGUCGUAGACAGACAACGCACACUUUUUCUGAUAAUAACUUCAGAAAACGACUACAAAAAGAAAUUCUUUCCUGCAUCCUGUGUUGUGAUGUCUGAAACUGGGAAUUUAAAAACGUGGUAUUUUCAGUUCCAUUAUUGCAAGAAAUGGUUCUGCAGUGAGUAAUAUUCAUAUGUGUUAUGUGAAAUUCCUGGUAUCCCUUGAAGUGUUCAGUUUUAGUAAAGGCUGCCACAAAACUUGAGGUGAAUAUCUGUGGCGACAUGGUACCAAAUCAUUACACAAAAACCUGACGUAUGUUUCAAUGCUUGCUCUCUCUCCUGCAUAUAGGUGCUCUGUUAAUCUUGAAAAAUGCGAAAAUAUUGGUGCUGUCGUACAGAGGUGUAAGAUCCAAGGCCGCCCACAUUUUGUAGCUGUAGUCAAGGAAACAAAAGAUUGAUGCGGGUAACAUGUCUUUUGGUGAACUGGUUCUGUUGUACUAAAUGCAACUGUGCUACUGUUGUGCUACUUCUCAGCAUGAGUCGGCUACUACUAAAUAAAAAAACAUGUAAGCCAUUAUCCAAAGCUGUGGAGUGCCAUCCUUGCUAUAUUCAUGACCGAAUAUACAAAUGUACUUUCUAGCCUAUUCAAGCAAUGACGCAGCUUUAGGUACAGCCAACUGUGCCACUUUCGGCACCUUUCAUAUUUAGAUGACUACACCAUUCGCUUUUGUGAAAAUUUACUGAAAUGCGAACAAAGUAUGCUGUGACUUCCUUGGUGACAUAUUUGGGCAGCAGGGCCAUCAUGGCCUUUAAAAAAUUCUACACCGAAGCACGUUACGAGCAACGUCCUCUUUUUCAUCUUGCCAAGCCCUUUCUUUCAAUGAAAGCGUCCCUUCUGGACGCUGUAAACACUCAGUGUAAACACUCAAAAAUGCAUUGCACCUUACCCGAUGUCCGUCAUCCGAACGCUGCCUGAUGAACGACGUCAUGCAUGACGUGUUUGCAGGAGUUUAACCCUGUUUUAUAGCAAUAAAUACGUCGCAGUGGAAGUCGUAGAAUGUGCUUUGUCUUUUAUGGUACUAGUCUGCUUCCAAGUGCGUCAGUAUAGAAGCACCUAUCACAACGCUGCUGCUCGUCAGAUAUAAUUUAUGUGUAUUUUAUUGCAGGUCGAGCACGUACUCAUUUGUUUGAAAAAUAUGUGAAUGCUGACUAUUUGUAUAUUUCAAGGAGUCCAUGCACGAGCCAAAUGUACACAUACCGUUGGUCUUGCAACCAUUUCUGUUGGCAUGUGAUUGCUGGAUAGAAGCAAAUUGUGCUUCUAUGAAAGUGCGGAAUUCGACGCCGCACUUUUAAGGCGCAGCAGGCUUCCCCUGUCGUCAAUAGCUCCUAGCGCGUCUCCGCGGCUUGAAAGGAACUGUUGUAAAAGUAACAGGCUGAGCAAUAAUUUUAACUGCCAGUUGAAUCUGUCACACAUCCACAGAAUUGCAGAAUGCAGCUGAGGUACUUUCUUCCUAACCGGCGUCUGCAGUAGUGUAGACCAUUUAAAAUCGGAGCUGUGGGCGCCACUGUUUUCGGCUUCUCAUGCAAAAGCUUUAUAAGUGUAUUGCUCAAAACGCUGUGCUGCGCUUAAUCUGAAAACGAGCCAGUUCUGCUCUACCUUGUAAAAUAUGUCAAAAUGUAGCGGCAAUACAGUUUUCAACACAGCUGCGUCAAAUGGUGGAGGCGAAAUUCGCCUCGAUUGCAGAAAGUUGUUACAAAAAUACAGCUCUAUUUUUCCCCUUAUGAACUCAUCAUUAAUCAAUUAAACAGUUUCUGUAAACGCUUCUUACGAUUAAAGCGUUCCAUAACUCUUGUGCAGGGAACCUGCUUGAGCCUAAAAAAGUUUGGACUCUGGCGUGACUUCAGUCUGUUACGGGCUACUUUAUUUGUUCAUUUUCGAUAGCGACCGCCAAUGUCUCUGCUAUUUACAAUUGUAUGCCUGCUGGCUUCUCUAGCUUUGUAGCGAAAGUUGCCUGUACUGUCUGUAGAGUGGAAAGCUCUGUAGACUCACCUGUAUAGAUUUUGCAACUAGCAUGUUGGUUUAUUUUUUUUUCCUCGAUGCUCUCUGCGGUAAGAUUUCUCAUUAAUACAAAAAAUAAAGAUUUGAACAAUGCUGUUCUAAAUUGGGGGAAACAAAACAUGCUGUUCAACUCGAUCUUAUACAUAGUCACUUUCCCCUUUCUAUGCAUCUGUUUCGAAGUUUCUCCUGUGCUAGAGUUUGCAUCUUGAGCAAUAAAUGUCCCUAUUUUUUACGAA
Molecule: messenger RNA, 7910 nt
Organism: Dermacentor silvarum
Lineage: Eukaryota; Metazoa; Arthropoda; Arachnida; Ixodida; Ixodidae
Product: transcriptional repressor scratch 1
Exons: 2
Coding region: 84-1019 (311 amino acids)
Biological process (GO): regulation of DNA-templated transcription
Molecular function (GO): DNA-binding transcription factor activity, RNA polymerase II-specific; RNA polymerase II cis-regulatory region sequence-specific DNA binding
Source: RefSeq, a predicted model, not a curated record